AUGACGAUCCUCCUACACAACGAUGUCCAGUCCGCGGCGAAUAGACAUGGACAUGCGGACUCUCAAGCUACGAGAAGGCGUCCAAUCAAGGUCGGGGCCAUCUCAGCUUGCCAAAGUGACCGGCUCGAUUCGAUGUUGCAGAUGCUCUCAGGCCCUAUCGAGGUCGAUGCAAUCGUUGGUGACUACCUCGCUGAACUGAACCUUGCCUGGCAUGCCAUGCAAUACGAAGCAGACCCCACUGCCGGUUACGACAAAGGGUUCCUGAAAGCGUUCAAACUAGCAUCUUCCAAGAUCGGCGAGAGGUUCAGAGCCGGCAAACCCAUCAAAUUCGCCGUGAACGCCGGUGCUUUGAACCCCAUCGCCCUCGCAAAGGACCUGAGGCAGUUCCUCGAUAGCGAGCUGGGUGAUGAAGGCAAGAAGUUGAAGAUCGCGUAUAUCUCCGGUGACAACAUCCUUCCCCAGCUGGAGCGCGAUAAUGUGCGGGCCGCACUGCAACACUUUACGGAAAAGGAAGCCACUUACGACGCAUGGCGCAAGGACAAGACGGAGGUUGUGGCCAAUGUGUAUAUCGGCCAGUGGGGCAUUGUGAAAGCGCUGCGGGACGGCGCAGAUAUUGUCAUCACCGGACGAUCCACCGACGCGAGCACACUUCAGGCACUUUCCAGUUGGUGGCACGGGUGGGAAGAAACGGACUACGACAAAAUCGCAUCUGCACUAGUCACGGGACAUCUCGUGGAGUGCGGCACUUAUGUGACAGGAGGUAACUUCGGCGGAUUUAAAGCCAUGGGUGAUAGCUACAUCAAUCUCGCGUUCCCUAUUGCCGAGAUCGCCGCCGAUGGCAGCUCGCUGCUCUAUGAAAUCCAAGGCCGGUAUUACUUCAACCCCGACUGCAUUGCCGACCUGCGCACCGCCCAACUCAGCCCAGAUGGAAAAGACAGAGUCUCCCUCCAUGGAGUCAAAGGUCUGCCCCCGCCCGAGACGCUGAAGGCCUCCGUCCAGUCAUACGGCGGUUUCCAAGCCGAGGUCAACGCUCUCGCCAUCGGCUUGGACGUGGACGAGAAGGCCGAGUCUUGGAAGCGAAUGAGCGAGGCCAUUCUCCGCUCCAAGGAACGGCUGGAAAAGGGGGAGUACUCCCGCUUUGCCAUCCAAUGCAUUGGGCGAGCACAGCCAAACCCACAGGACCAGAACGCCGCCACGGCGCACGUCCGGGUCAUGGCACAGGCUCCGAAGGCGGAGACCCUCUCCGCCGACAACUUCAUGAACCCCAUCAUCGAAAACCUCAUCUCUGGCUUCCCCGGGUUCACCCCGGACAUGGAGUAUCUCCGCACUAGCCUCCCCAAGCCCUACAUGACCUACUUCCCGGGCCUGAUCUCGAGAUACGCACUUGAAGAAGUUGCUGUGCAUACCCUAGACGGCGUGGAGCCUACCCUGGUCCCGCAUCCCAAGAAGACUCUGUCUCCCGCGCAGGUUCCCAGACAGGAGAACUACGAGCCAGCCGACGCGGUAGAUCUGGCUUCCUUCGGAGAAACCAUUGAGAUCCCGAUCGGCUACCAGAUCUUCGCCCGGUCCGGCGACAAAGGCGCCAAUGUCAACGUGGCGUUCUUCCCGCAAUCCGACUCCCGGGAGGAGUGGGACUGGCUGCGGUCGUUCCUGUCGACUGCUAGGUUGAUGGAGAUGAUGGGGCAUGAUGCCAAGGAUGUGGUGAGGUGCGAGCGGGUGGAGUUCCCGAACGUGCAUGCGGUACAUUUUGUGCUGGUGGGGAUCUUGGGCGAUGGGGUGAACUGUACGACGCGGCCUGAUGCCUUGGGCAAGGGAAUGGCGGAGUAUCUUAGGGCUAAAUACGUCCCGUUCCCGAAGAAGUUGUAUCGUGGAUACGAGCAGAGAAUUUGA
This is a messenger RNA of Phialemonium atrogriseum, 1890 nucleotides long. Its product is annotated as DUF1446-domain-containing protein. Lineage: Eukaryota; Fungi; Ascomycota; Sordariomycetes; Cephalothecales; Cephalothecaceae. The coding region runs from base 1 to 1890 and encodes 629 amino acids. The record is from RefSeq and is a predicted model, not a curated record. The transcript is spliced from 3 exons.